AUGGUGGAGUCGGUGGUUCGUGGUUUUCGUGGUGAUGGUGACGACGACCGUGGAGCAGGUGAUGACGAGGAGGGUGAUGUUGAUGAUGGCCAUGCCAAUAGGCAGAGAACGAGGUCGGACCCUUAUCAUCCGUCCAACACGCCGAUCUACCAGACUGCGACUUUCGUUCAGCCCUCGUCCAGCGAGUUUGGGCCCUACGACUACACUCGAUCCGGAAACCCCACGAGGACCGCCCUUGAGAAACACGUCGCUAUGCUGGAGCAUGCGGCUGCUGCCUUUGCUUUUUCCUCCGGCAUGGCUGCGCUCCACACGGUGACGCGCCUGCUGAAGCAGGGUGACGACAUCCUCGUAAACGAGGACAUCUACGGUGGAAUGCACCGGCUUCUGACGCAGGACUGCAAGAACAGCGGCAUUCAGGUGCGGUUCGUGGACACGACGAACUUGGAUGCAGUGGCAAAAGCGAUUUUGCCGACCACUCGCAUCAUCCAUACGGAAAGUCCUUCCAACCCUCGCAUGCGCAUCACCGACCUGAGGGCACUGGCGAAAUUGGCGCACCAGAAAGGCGUUCUACUCAGUGUGGACAGUACGAUGAUGCCGCCCGUGAUCUGCCAGCCGUUGUUGCUGGGAGUCGACAUCGUGGUCCACUCUGCCACGAAGUUCUUCUCGGGCCAUGCAGAUUGUACAGGGGGGCUGGUCUGUGUGCGGGACCCGGAGCUCGCCCACCGCGUGGCCUUCCUCCAGAACGCGGAGGGCACGGCCCUGGCACCUUUCGAGUGCUUCUUGUUUCUCCGGGGCAUCAAGACCAUGUGGCUCAGGGUGAGUCGGGCACAGGAGAACGCCCAGGAAAUCGCCAAAUUCCUCUCCAGGCAUCCCAAAGUUACUGGCGUCUUUUUCCCGGGCCCUGGUGGCUGUGACAACCGGGCUCUGAGGAUACACCAGUCGCAGAGCAGCGGGCCUGGAUGCGUCAUCAGCUUCACAACAGGCUCGGUGGGCUUCUCACGCCGGCUGUUGGAUGCCAGCCGGCUUUUUAAGACCACCGUGUCCUUCGGCAGCGUCAACAGUUUGGGGGAGAUGCCCUGCACCAUGAGUCACGCAUCGAUUCCCGCGGAGCAGCAGACGUUGCCGCAGGAUCUGGUUCGUCUCUCUGUCGGCAUCGAGGACGUGCGCGACCUGCUGCUGGACUUGCAGCGAGCACUCGAGACGGCCAGUGGCCAGCGCGAGCAGCCGAGCAACGACCAGUACGACAGCCGAUUUGAAGACCUCCCCGUGGUUCCCAGGCUUCCGGGGGCCAUCGCGGAGGAAACGGAUGGGCACGACGACGCCUCGGGCCUGCAACGCGGCGACUCCCUUGUAG
Messenger RNA from Symbiodinium sp. CCMP2456, 1354 nucleotides. Lineage: Eukaryota; Dinophyceae; Suessiales; Symbiodiniaceae. The record is from the annotation of a GenBank genome assembly.